Messenger RNA from Pocillopora meandrina, 3076 nucleotides. The record is from the annotation of a GenBank genome assembly. NCBI's taxonomy places the organism in Eukaryota, Metazoa, Cnidaria, Anthozoa, Scleractinia, Pocilloporidae.
AUGGUUUUACGACAAUGCCUCGCUUGCAACUCAACGGUGAGUAGGCAGAAAUCUGUGUGAGGAUUAUUAUGUAAACCAUGUCGGGGAUUUUUUUAUUAUAUGAAUAUUCCACUGCCGAUGUUCACAUGUUGUUACGGCCUGAGUGAGUCGAAGUGAAGACCUCGCUUUGCAAUUGCAGUUUGACAACUUCGAAAGGUCUAGAUUAAUAUCGAGUAACAGGAUUACACGAAGGGAUCUAAGAAAGUAUAAAUUGGAUUGAUUUCGAUUUGAACGUUAAUGCUUCGUUUGGAAACGUUUCACUCGAUCGUUGUUAGAAGUUUACACAAAGGUAAUCUCCGCUAUUGUUUUUACUUUGCUACUAACGAAUGUAUCAACUGGCAAGUUAUGUACAUCAGCGUGAAAAUUUACCUUAAGCUGAUUUUUGUAAUAAGAGGCAUACCUAUAACUCUUGUUCAGCGCAUGCUUGGGCGGGCCAAUAUGCAAAUUUAUUUUAAAAUCAUCAGCCCGGAAAACGUGUUCGUCUUGCUUUCGCUUUUCAGGAGAGCAAAUUUGAAUUAUCACAAUCACUGUUGCCGUUCCCGUGUGACUUGUCCCAAAGUUUUCCCUUGCUACGAUUCGUACAGAAAAUCGCAUAAGGUCGAGUGAAAUUAGGCUUUAAUAUCUCGUGUAAUUUUAGAAUUACGAAGUUCAAGGUUCAAAGCUAACCCCAACAAAAUGUGUUUCCCUUAGUGGGGUCGACCAAGUGGUUCCUUUAGCUGGGGGGUUUAACGAAGAACGAAAAAUAGUUUCUUAAGGUGAAUUAUUUUACCCAGCGAACCCGGUAUAGGAACACGCAGAGGCAACCCUCGAUAGCGUCAGAGCUUGUUCAGGUGGCUCAUAAGACAGGGGCGUGAGUGGGUAGGUGUGUUGCGGGUGGGGGGGGGACUAGUUUUUGUUCUUAGACGUACAUCUUAGUUUACAAACUUGAUACGAUUGAUAAUUUAUCAUCUUGAUUCCUUACAUGCAUUGCAGGUUUUAGGCACAUUACAGAUAUGUACCUGUGGCCACGUAUUCGAAGAUGUUCGGCAGAUUGGUGGGAAAAGGUUCUCAGGUCUGUGUGUGCAAACUUCCAAAUCUUCGAUUAUUUACCAGAGCUAACAACCUCGUUGGUCAAAUUUUAAUCGCAGUGUAGACUGCGUUUGCCAGUCGAAAUUUCGGCUCAAACACUUGUGGUUAUUGUCAUCAGCUAUGUGACAUUUGCUUGACGCUUCAUGCGGUUCCCGAAUUCCCGUUUUGCUUUUUCUUGCCCAGGCAAGCUGUGAUAGUGACCUUUGACCUUCACCUUGUUGUUUUCUGCUGAGUUUUCUUAUUCUCGCCUCUUUCGUAGAAAAGGUUGUGGUUAUUCAUCGUGGUGAAUAACGAUAAAAGCUAAGUUUUUCGUUUGUCUCACGAUGUAGUCACGUGUGAAUUCUUCGCCUGAAGAAGACUAGCAGUAUGUAGUCGAAACGUCGCGAUCUGCAUCACACGUGACUACAUCGUGAGACAAACGAAAAACUUAGUUUUUAUUCUCGCCUCUUUGUAUCUACAAAAAUUCAAGUUGGAGGAAAAUGCAAGCUUUUUUUUUUUUCAAAGGAAGUGGUAUGAAUUGAAUUGCUGGAAGCCUCUUUAGUAGGGGCAGAGGGAAUCCUUUGAACGGAAAUAUUCGCGCUUCAUUUAGCCUUAUAUACUGCGUCCUCUUCCUCCUCUCCCCUCCUUCGUGGGCUAACCGACAUACUUAUGAGAAGUGGGGGGUGGGGUGGGGGGUGGUUUAAAAAGUCAAAAAAAUUAGUGCAUGUGCACUAUGUGGUGGUUCAAUCUUUGGAAUAAUUACUUUUACUCGUGUCACUUGGUAGAAAAUGUACCGAACUUUCUUUUUCCUUAUGCACGGCCAGAACUCGCACAUUUAAAAGUUUUCCUUUUAAAAUACCUCGUUUCCGCAGUAUAUCGAGCUAGCCUGUACACAAGACUGGAAGCCAAGAAAAUAAAAUUCAGAGGGGAUGAGAGCAAGACCCAAAGCGACCCGGAUUCAUCCGAAGAUUGUCGCUCGAAGCAGGUAACAAAAAACGAAAAUAUGGGUGUAGCGAAUGAGAACGGGAACUGCUGAAAGAAAGUCUCUCGCUCUGGGAUUUGGCUGCGCUUUUCUGCCCGUGAGUUUAUGAUCAAAGACAAAUUUUAACGAGGCAGUGCAGAAUUCUGAACAAUAUUCUGGCUCUGAAAACAUAUUCGGUUAUGGCCCCCUUCAUCGGGGCUUUCAAGGCUGAAUUUUUAGUCACGCAAUCUUCUGAUAUGAUGAAAGGACUGAAACAGUAGAAAUAGGAUCAUGAUUUACCUAGCAUGGCAUAUACUUGAGAUCCUGCCUUUAAGCUGAUUCUCACUCUUACCAACUAUGCGUAAUGAAAAGAUGAAGGUUUUGUUAAAGACGAGCCACAAAAACAUCCUAACCCAUGACGCUUGCACUGGUUUCUUCAACUGUUACGCACGCAUUCCUUUGACCAGUUCAAAUGAACCAACCGGACAAUUUAAAUAUCUGAGCAACUGCGCGCCUACCCUUCCCAUAACCCAUCAUUAACCCUAACUUGUUAUCAGCUGACUCUUGUUGGGUUGGGGAGGGGAGGGAGGGAGGGGGGGAGGGGGAGGGGGAGGGGAGGGGAGGGGAGGGGAGGGGGAGGGGGGGGAACAGGGGAGGGGAGGGGAGGGGAGGGGAGGGGGGGGAGGGGAGGUCAGAACACUCAGAUACUGAUACUGAUCCAACCCGGCAACCAACCAAUGGAAACUUUACGUAUCAGUAACAGCUGAUGCUUUGGUAUUCCAUCUUUUAUCACGAUAGGUAGCUUUGAAAACUAAAAAAGGAAUUAUUGGUUCAUCUUCCUCAAGUAAAGUGCCAAGAAAGAAAGGAAGAAGAAGGGGAAGAAAUGGAAAGAAUACGCAUGAAAAUCGGCGCGAAAACAAAGCAGUUUCUUUGUUUUAUUCCCCCGAAGAGGAAGCUGAACGAUUUUCGCAAGCUCUUCAAGAAAUCAACCGAAGAAUCAUGGGGCAGUCUUUGGUUUGGCUGCUCUAA